ACUUGGUUUACAUUGCAAGCACGUGACCCUAGCUAUAUUGCUUUAGCUAGUUCAACAAUAUGAAGCGAGCCAUCUAAAUGGCUUGUCUUCCCAAAUAUAUGAACUGUAGGUUUUGAAGACGUCGACCAUCAACCUCCGAACACAAAGCCCAUCACAGAAGAUAACCUUGAAGCUCUUCACCACAUCCACAUGACGUACCAAAUGAAAUUAAGUGAAGGGCGGAUCCCUGAGAAUCAGGGGUUAUCGAAGACGGAAUUCAAGAAGCUGCUCCAGGCCGAGAUGAAAUUCAAAACACGAUCUCACAACACCUAUCACAACACCCAUGCUCCCGAGCUCAAAAAUCGACAAGCACAGUUACUAAAAGACAGUGCGCCGAAUAUAGCCUCGAUUGGUUCCUCUUCCGUCGAGAAGAUUCAAACACCUAGCCCCACCAACGUCCCAGCCGCGAUAGAUACAGUCUUGAUCGGUGACUCCAUGCUGGAGCGUCUAAAGACCACGAGUGCGCACACACAAAUCGCUCACCUCCCCUCAUCAUUCAACGCCGGCGUCGGCGGAGACAAAAUCGAGAACGUCCUGUAUAGACUUGAUCUCGGCAUGAUGGACCUGUUGGAGGAAUGGAACGUCAAGGUCUGGGUAGUGAUGGUUGGCACCAACAAUCUCAAAAAGACACACCAUCUGCUUCCAGUUGAAGUCCAAAGCUACCGGUUACUGCUUCAAUCACUUCUUUCUAUCUCACCGAGGAGUCAGAUCAUUGCGUGCGAACUCUUCAAGCGGAAAGAUGUUGGGGAUCAGUAUGUGGAAGAGUCAAACGAGUUGCUCCGAGGCAUGCUCAACGACUUCGACAAGAAUUUGGGAAUUGGACAGAGAAUCCACUGGAUGGAAGCGCCCUUGGGUAUCACGAAAGAGCAUUUAGUCGAUCACGUUCACCUCAAUGAAGAAGGAUACCGGAUUUGGGAUCAGACCCUAUAUGUGAAAUUACAAGAGUUGCUGGGGAAAUUAGAUACCUCGGAAUAGAAUAACUUAGGUAGGGGCCUAAAAAGUAUGGUUUUGAUGAUAUUUCUUGUUUGAAGAAUUGAAGGAGCGGGUUUUUGGGGGAGUGAUGACUGCCAGAAUAAUUGUACCCUUAGAAAGGACACCGAGCUGCGAGCCAGGCUCUCAAACCGCAGCAGGCCAGUGUACCCUCAAUUGUAUAUAGUAUAUCUUCAAGUUAAGUAUCCAAGGUAGUCUGACGCA
Messenger RNA from Hyaloscypha bicolor E, 1233 nucleotides. RefSeq names its product SGNH hydrolase. The transcript has a single exon. NCBI's taxonomy places the organism in Eukaryota, Fungi, Ascomycota, Leotiomycetes, Helotiales, Hyaloscyphaceae. The record is from RefSeq and is a predicted model, not a curated record. The coding region runs from base 190 to 1014 and encodes 274 amino acids.